AUGUCCCAUACUGGUGAGAAAUCAUAUAAAUGUGAUGCAUGUAAGAAGUCGUUUGCACGUAAAAGCAAUUUGAAGAGUCAUUAUCUCACUCACACAGGUGAAAAGCCUCAUGCCUGCGAUGUAUGUGGCAAGUUAUUUGCAUGGAAAUGUGACUUGACAAAACAUAUGCUAACCCACUCUGGACAAAAAUUCCAUGUUUGUGAUACAUGUGGGAAAUCAUUUGCUAUUAAGUAUCAGCUUAAGCGUCAUCUUCUCGUUCAUACUGGCGAGAAACCAUAUGCAUGUGAAAUAUGUAAAAAGUCAUUUGCUCGCAAGUCUAACUUGAAGGUUCACUAUCUAACUCACACAGGUGAGAAACCUCAUGAUUGUGAGGUAUGUGGUAAGUUGUUUGCACAGAAAUCUGAACUAAGUAUCCAUAUGUUUAGACAUUCAGGAAAAACAUCACAUGAUUGUGAGAUAUGUCAAAAAUCAUUUGGAUACAAAUCUCAUCUUAAGCGUCAUCUUCGCAUACACACUGGUGAGAAACCGUAUAUAUGCGAAGUGUGUGACAAAUCGUUUGUAGACAAAAGUAACUUAUGUGAACAUACGUUUAUCCAUUCUGGGCAAAAGUCUCAUAAAUGUGAGAUAUGUAGAAAGUUCUUUGCCUUCAAAAGUGAGCUUAAGCUUCAUUCUUUAAUUCAUACUGGGGAAAAACCUCAUGCAUGCAAUAUAUGCGAUAGAUCAUAUAGACUUAAAUGCAGUUUAAAUAAACAUAUGCUUAUUCAUAGUGGUGAGACACAUUUGAUUUUCCAUACUGGUGAGAAAUCUCAUAAAUGUGAUAUAUGUAAAAAGUCCUUUGCCUUUAAAUGUGAGCUUAAGCUUCAUAUUUUAGUUCAUACUGGUGAAAAACCACAUACAUGCAAUAUAUGUGACAGAUCGUUUAGACGUAAAUGGAGUUUAAAUAAACAUAUGUUUAUUCAUAGUGGUGAGAUUGUUCAGGAACCUAAUCAAUGCAAGAAGACAUUUCCAGAGUCAAGUUAUCUUUGUGAGAAACCUUACAAAUGUGAAGUAUGUGUUAAGUCAUUUGCUUUGAAAUCUGUUUUGAAUAGACACAUGAAUAUCCAUUCAAGUCAGAAAUCUUAUGAAUGUGACAUAUGUAGAAAGUCGUUUCGGUGGAAGAGUUAUUUGAAAACACAUUUGCUUCUCCAUACUGGGAAGAAAUCAUAUAAAUGUGAUAUAUGUACAAAGUCAUUUGUAACAAAAUCCAAACUUAAGAGUCAUCUUCGUAUUCACACUGGGGAGAAACCUCAUAAAUGUGAUAUAUGCAGCAAACCAUUUGCAGAUUCAAGCCAGCUGAAAAGGCAUCUUUUUGUUCAUGUUAAGAGACCACAUAUGUGCAGCAUAUGUAAAAUGUUGUUUAUUCAUGAAGUUCGCUUAAAUAAGCACAUGACUUUGCACUCUUCUGAUAAUACUGUUUAA
Messenger RNA from Stegodyphus dumicola, 1458 nucleotides. RefSeq names its product zinc finger protein 600-like. The record is from RefSeq and is a predicted model, not a curated record. Lineage: Eukaryota; Metazoa; Arthropoda; Arachnida; Araneae; Eresidae.